AUGCAGCUCGAGGAAGGCCUACGCAAGCCCAAGGAGCAGCACGACGACUCGUCGGACGAGGGCAAGGACCGGCACUCGGCCGCACCUCGCAGCAACAGCGGAUGGGGAUCAGCGUUUCAUGGUGCCACCAGUUAUGAGCACUGGGUGAAGCUCAUCGCACUGGGGUCGCUGGGUGUCUGGAUGAUUUUUGUUCUCUUCUUCUGGCACACCGGCGUCGCUCCUGCGCCAGUUUCGAAGCAGGCAGCGGCAAAACUGAAGAAUAUCAAUGCAGAACCCUCGAUUCUUGAUGGAUUCCCCGAGGAGACCAAUUUUAUUGUGUUCGGAGACUUUGGCACGGGCGAUGAGAACCAACGCAGAGUGGCUAUAGCGCUCCAGAACUUUACGGCCACAAUGGUCCCAUCCCCGGCGUUUCUACUAUCGACUGGAGAUCAGAUUUACGAGCAUGGAAUUGAAUCGGUGAACGAUCCUUUGCUGUCGCCACGCUUCGAGAAGAUGUACACGAGUCCCAAGUUACAGAUACCGUGGUAUGUCACGAUUGGAAACCAUGACUGCGAAGGCUCAAUCGACGCAAUGCUUCGAUAUGCCGACAAGAAGGAUUCGCUGUGGUAUAUGCCUCGUCGAUAUUACUCAAUCGAUCGUCCUGUGGCACCAAAGACGAUUUUGCGCCUUGUCGUCGUUGAUGCAUGUGAUUUGGUCUGUGGUCGCGAGCCUCGUGACUUCCGCUGCACUGACAGGAUGAUCAAACAGUCCUCGGUGAAGACGAGGCAGUCGCAGUACGAGUGGAUCGAACAAACGCUGAGUGCUAGUAAACCGUCAGGUGUGGAGCAAAUGUGGACAGUCGUCAUGGGCCAUUGGGGCGUGUACAGCUUCGCCGGUAACGCAGAUACGCCCGAGCUGAUUGGCAUGUUGGACCCCAUGCUGAAGAAGUACAAGGUGCACGCGUACUUCAAUGGACACGACCACUCCAUGCAGCACGUCCGGAAAGUGGACAAUGAUGGCUCGGUCCGCAACUACUUCGUAUCUGGGUGCUGGCGGCUAUCGAAUCCACACGCUGCAACCUAA
This is a messenger RNA of Phytophthora infestans T30-4, 1062 nucleotides long. Its product is annotated as tartrate-resistant acid phosphatase type 5, putative. The record is from RefSeq and is a predicted model, not a curated record. Bases 1 to 1062 code for a protein of 353 amino acids. Lineage: Eukaryota; Oomycota; Peronosporomycetes; Peronosporales; Peronosporaceae. The transcript is spliced from 3 exons. Gene Ontology annotation, molecular function: ferric iron binding; acid phosphatase activity; ferrous iron binding.